AUGAACCCCACGAACGAUCCCAUAUACCAGCCAGAGCGAACCGUAACAGGGCAGAAGAUCUUCGGAUGGCAGUUCGACAACAAGUAUAUCCUCCGUGGCUACCGACCAGCAAAUGCAGACUAUCCGAAGAUUUUUCGCAGCCUGACGUUCUUGCACAAUGAGUCUUGCAAUGUGUACACACAUCUGAUUGGGGCUCUGCUCCUACCACUCGUCGCAACUACCCUCCUGCGGUACCUGGCAGAGCCUAAAUUUCUUAAUGUCUCGACUAUGGACUACGCUGUGUUUGGAAUCUACUUCUGGUGUUCAGAAGUCUGUUUGAUCCUCAGCGCACUUUACCAUCUGAUGCAACCCCACUCGUAUCAAGUAGAACAGUUCUGGCAUGGAAUGGAUCUUCUUGGUAUUGUCUUUAUGACAGUGGGCACAUUGUUUUCUGGCAUCUACUAUGUAUUCUUCUGUGAAGCCAGCUGGCAACAGCUGCACUGGGCUAUGGUCUUAGCUAUGGGUACUGUUACCAGUAUUCUAAUCUCAAAUCCGUUGCUCAAGACGCCGCGCUGGCGGAAUAUAAAAUUCCGAAUUCCGGAGCGUUUGGCACCAGGCAAGUUUGAUAUUUGGGGAAGCUCGCACCAGAUCUUUCACGUAGCUAUCUGUUGGAGAUGUGGAACGGUGUAA
This is a messenger RNA of Talaromyces stipitatus ATCC 10500, 669 nucleotides long. RefSeq names its product adiponectin receptor, putative. Gene Ontology annotation, molecular function: signaling receptor activity. The record is from RefSeq and is a predicted model, not a curated record. Lineage: Eukaryota; Fungi; Ascomycota; Eurotiomycetes; Eurotiales; Trichocomaceae. Bases 1 to 669 code for a protein of 222 amino acids. The transcript has 3 exons. Gene Ontology annotation, cellular component: membrane.